Messenger RNA from Chanos chanos (milkfish), 1068 nucleotides. RefSeq names its product SERTA domain containing 2a (gene sertad2a). NCBI's taxonomy places the organism in Eukaryota, Metazoa, Chordata, Actinopteri, Gonorynchiformes, Chanidae. Gene Ontology annotation, molecular function: transcription regulator activity. Gene Ontology annotation, cellular component: nucleus. The record is from RefSeq and is a predicted model, not a curated record. Bases 1 to 1068 code for a protein of 355 amino acids. The transcript is spliced from 2 exons.
AUGUCAUGCAGUCUGAAGCGGAAGCUGGAAGAGUCAGAUGAGGAGAGAGAGGAUGAAGGUAUGGACAGAAAACACCUCUCUGUCCCAUCUGGCCCAACAAAACCGACAGCUGUCCACCAAGCUACGUACUCCCUGCAGAGACAAAAAGUCUUUAACUUGUCUUUGCUGAAGCUGUGUAGCACGCCAGCGCUGACCGAUCCCGGUCUGGAGCGUAGAGUCCUCAUCACCAACACCCUGCGUCUCCUCCAGGAGGAGUUCAAACAAGAGGGGGAGGCCCUUUCACCUCCCUUAAACACCCCACCCAGCGUCACACUUCCACAUUUGCCAGAGGAGGGUAGGGAGCCGCCCUCGGGGUUUGGAAACUCACCUUUCUCCACUCCGGAGGCGAGUUUGACGCCUGCGUACGUUUUGGAAGAGGACGGACACGUCCUUCUCACUCUGCAGUCCUCGGGUGGCGCGAACCAACCUCAUUCAACGUCAAGACCUCAGAACUCUUCGGUCGUGUCCAGGGACAGUUUCUCGGCCGCCCUCUCCGAGAUAGAGGGUCUGUGUCCGGUUGCCAUGACGAUGAUGAAUUCGUCCCCUCCUCUUUCUUCCGCCGCUACUUCCUCCCUUUCUCCCCCUCCGUUUUCUUCCCCCGGUUCGAGCGUUGGCGCGGACGAAAGCGCGGGGUCCUCGCCCUCGAACGCCGAAGGAUUCGUGGCGGAAUCCCCGUCGGAAUCCUCCUCAGAUUCUUCACCCCGUCUUUCCCUGACAGACCCCGCCCCUCUGAGCCACGACCCACCCACCUCAUCAGCGUGCCCCUCCCCUUUCCCCAAUCUGCUGACAGACCUGGCUUUUGACGACUUCCUCUUUUCAGACAUCGACGGCUUCACCUGCGACUUCAACCCCUGCGGCUCGCCCCUGGGGUCGGGCUCUGUGGUCUCUAUGGUAACGGAUGACCUCGUGAGGACGCUGUCGGUUUACGGUGGCGGGGGUAACGCCCCGGGCCCUUUACCCUCUAACCAGUCCUUUAAAAUGGACCUGAAUGAGCUGGACCACAUAAUGGAGGUGCUGGUGGGGUCCUAA